Molecule: messenger RNA, 2375 nt
Organism: Mizuhopecten yessoensis (Yesso scallop)
Lineage: Eukaryota; Metazoa; Mollusca; Bivalvia; Pectinida; Pectinidae
Product: protein phosphatase 1 regulatory subunit 36-like
Exons: 18
Coding region: 274-1695 (473 amino acids)
Biological process (GO): negative regulation of phosphatase activity
Molecular function (GO): phosphatase binding
Source: RefSeq, a predicted model, not a curated record
UGCUUGAUGUUGCUAUGGGCAUGGGUUCUGGAAAUGGCGUCGCUGAGUUCAUUCGCAAGAUCACUUCGAACGUGUUGAUGGAUAUUACGAUGAGUUAUGAAUUUAAAUAGAGGAUUUUACAUUUAAACACGUAAUAAGAAAUCUCUUGAAUUUUCUGAAGUAGUGAUAUGUAAAAGGUGAACUUAUUUUCAUUUAUAAGACGAUUAUUCAACCGGAAGUUGUGCUUCAUUAGAGAACAGAACCCCUCAUUGUUUACACUGAUUUUCCACAAUAAUGGCGAAAGUAACAAUGGCAAUGGAUACUGUGAAAAGUGUGCCCUCAACAGGUACAUGGACAUGGAAAGAUGACACCAAUUCUCUAGAAUUUAUGAGUAAUAAUCCAAAUGCUGACAGACAAGACAAACGGCGAAGAGCAAAGGAAGGAAAUAAAAAAAUGGACAGAGUUGCAUCUAGUGUUGCGAAGCCAGGAAUAAGGGGCCGCAGUCAGAAAGGCAACCAGGCCAAAUCUCCCCAUCCAACUUUAAAGCUGAAAAACAAUCAAUCAACCGUUACACUUGACUAUGUCAAAACUGUGGCACUCAGCAUGCUGUCUGUACAAAACGCUGAUGGGAUUUCUGAAACAUUUGAAGGCAUUCUCAAUACGGAUGAGUUUGACCUGUUCCUGAUGCAUCUACUCAACUAUUUCCACUGUUUUUUUGACAAGUUGCUCCAGGAACACAAAAUCAACACCACUACCUACAUUGAACCUAGUCUGUCUGAGAAGAAGGCAUUUGAGGAAUCACUUGUGAAGAUUGGAUCAACGGAGAAAUUGCUGGGACAGGCCUAUUGUGUGCUGGAGUUGGGUUUGGGGUUGGAGGACCACCACCACAUGGCCUGUGGAAGAUCUAGAGUAUCAUCUACACUCAAGGAUAGGGGUAUGUUUGAGACUCUAUACUCCUUCUGUGCGUAUGCUGUCCACAUAUCCUUCAGGAGAAAGGACUUCACAGUCAUCAAAAAGGAGAUUGGCAGAAUUUUAAGAUCUGACACAUUCAAUCCUGCCAAGCAAGUGAAGAAGUUACCGGAGGGGCGACAAGCUGUGAGUUACCAUAAAAUCGCUGCUGCAUUAAGAGAUGCCAAGAAUAAGAAGUUUAGGAGGUUCAGAAAGCAGUUCAUCAAUAGAGAUGAGAAAGAUGAAAGCAGCGAAAUAAAAGAGGAGCAACCUACAGGGGCCAUAAGUAAGAUGACGCCGGCGGAGUACCGGAGAUUACAGCCGAAAAGACCAGCCAUCAAAACUAUUAUAAAUCAGAGAUCCCCAGCCAUUGUAGCCAUUUUACCGUCCCCUAAAGAGGAGGCCAACUGGUUGUUCAGAAGGAGAGGAGCUUUGUCACCUAAUUCACUGUCUAAAAAGGGACGGGAGCCUGAGACAGAGGAGGCGGAUGAUGGAGACAUGUUUGGAGAUGAUUUCUUUAUAGAAAAGAAAACAUUUAAAAUUGGAAUAAUUGGUGAAGCCCUUAGCUUGUUUAAUGAGAAGACCCUGACUCCCUUAGGGGCUAAUGAUGAGGAGGAGGGUGAAGAGGGAGAGGAAGGAAAGAAACAGGCUGCUCCAGAGGAAGGAACCCGGGACAAGACUCCGCCUCCAGAACAAAGAUUGAGCCGGCAACAGACAGCUAUAUCCACAGGAACAACAGACGCUGCAUUUGUUGAUGAAGAGGAUUGAAGUGUGUUAUCAGAGGAGGGAUGAAUGUCCCAAUAGUUGACAAUUGAAAAUCCAACACUGAGAAGAAAAGUGUCAUAAAUUUACAAUAUUAGAAAAGAGAAGAUUAUUUGUUAAGGAAAAACAUAAAAUUAAAAAUUGUAGUUAUAAGAACAAAAAGAGGAAAUGAAAAAAUACAUGCAGUUGUAGUCACAUAUUCUGAUUAAAUAGAAUUCCUAUGUACUUUAUCAUAGUUUAUGUUAACUCUUCCUUGUAAGUAUGCAGGUCAGUAUACAGGUCACAUGGCCCACUUACUUACAGUUGGACUUAGUACAAGGCAACCAACAUGUUCUGGUUGUAAACAGAAUGCAUAAUAGCAUGCUUGUUAUCAAUUUUAUAUAUCUCCGAAUGUUCAAUUUCUUGACAAAAUGCAAAGAAUUGAUUUCUGAUAAACACAAUGAAUGUAAUUAUCAAACAUCAUUUGAAAAUUUAGGAAUUGUGAUCAAAUUUAGUAUUGAUGAUCAAAGGUUAUUCACUAAACUGGAUCAUGUUGUUACACACUUGCCUGUUUAUGCAUCCGUCCGGGGGGUUAUAUGUUCAGGGUUAAGGGAGCAGUAUAAAGGUGUAUGAAUGUUGUUUAUUUAUAUGUAAUAUAUGCAUCACAUGUAAGAUAUUUUUUAAGUCUACCACCUGUGAUAAAUAAA